AUGGCCCUACAAUAUGGCGCUGAGGACAUGGAAACCAGCAGCCACAUGGCUGCACAAGAUACAUUGCUGCCACCCGAAAGCCUUACUAAAGACUUCUUUGAGCGGGAAAUGGAAGCUAUGUCUACCAAGCUCAUCACCUCGUGGCAAUCCAUUGCGGACGAAUUGAAGACAGAGGUCUUCAGCCUCACUAACAGAGCGACCCGGAACAAGAAUGCAGGGAACUAG
Molecule: messenger RNA, 225 nt
Organism: Pelobates cultripes (western spadefoot toad)
Lineage: Eukaryota; Metazoa; Chordata; Amphibia; Anura; Pelobatidae
Source: the annotation of a GenBank genome assembly